GAAAACAACAGAGAAACUCGCGACGUGUCGUAGAUCUUUCGUUCCAAUUGGCCAGAAACUGCGGAGUUCCGGUUAACCUCCCCAACCCCCACGGGCCCGUAUAAAACCGUGGUGCGAGACAAAGAACGAUCCAGUCCAGCUGAUCCGACCCAGAUAGGUUCCUGCUGCAUGUAAACUCUCCCGACAUAGGCGUCAGGAUCCCAGACUGACUGCGGAGGUUUAAACUCCUGGGACGCGAAUGAAGAAACUUCUCCUGCUUCACUUCACAUACAGAGGUUUAGUGAGAAAAGGAAAAAAGAGUAAAAGAAGAAAAUGGACCGUUUUAAAUUGCGGAAAGCGGAACCCAAAGAUGUGCCUGACAUACUGCGACUCAUAAAGGAACUAGCUAAAUAUGAAGAAAUGGAAGAUCAAGUGAUACUGACUGAGAAAGAUCUGCUCGAGGACGGAUUCGGUGACCACCCAUUUUACCACUGCCUGGUGGCGGAGGACCCCAGUGAGCAGCAGAGCAGCAGCAACAACAACAAUGGUCUGCUCAACAACAAUGGUCCUGUGGUAAUUGGGUUUGCCAUGUACUACUUCACCUAUGACCCCUGGAUCGGCAAGCUGCUUUACCUGGAAGACUUCUUCGUCAUGAAAGAGUACAGGGGGUUUGGCAUCGGCUCAGAGAUCCUCAAGCUCCUCAGUCAUACGGCAGUCAAGACUCGCUGCAGCAGCAUGCACUUUAUCGUCGCCGAGGGCAACCAGGCAUCGAUAGAGUUCUACAAGCGUCGUGGCGCCGCCGACCUCUCUCUGGAGGAGGGAUGGAGACUCUUCAAGAUCGACAAGAGCUCCCUCCUCAAGAUGUCCUCCGGCCCCGAAGAGUGAGCUGGCCAAGUGACACAGAGAGAAAGAUGGGGAUUGGAGUGAGAGACUUGGGGGCAGGCUUGGGGUCAAUUUAAUUUAAAUUCAGUUAAUUAUUUGCCUGUCUCUCACUUCAGGGGUGGGGGGUGUGACUACUGACAAUAGAUUAUUAAUAAAAAGGGGCAUUAAACAUUACUAAUCAUAUGUGUGCACUAACUUCUCAAUCUAGUUGCACUUAAUUUAGGGUUCAUAUUAUUAUUUUUUAUCCAGUAUUUUAUAUAAAGCCAUCGUUUUAGUAGUUGUAGUUUACGUAGUUUUUAGUUUAUUCUGCUAAUCAACGAACCUUAGCACCUUUUGUGUAGGAAUCCUAUCUAGAACCUAAAAGAGUUAUUCUAGAACCUUUUGAAGAACCCUUUUGGUUCCAGGUAGAACCCUUUUGGGUUCCAUGUAGAAUCCUUUCCACAAAGGGUUCUACCUGGAACCCAAAAGGGUUCUCCUAUGGGGACAGCUGUAGGUAACUAAUCCUAUAAUACAGUGAUUUGUAGUUUGAAUGUGUUUAUUAUGAUGUUGGUGCAAUUAAAAGGUUCAGAGCA
Coregonus clupeaformis (lake whitefish) is the source of this 1433-nucleotide messenger RNA. RefSeq names its product diamine acetyltransferase 1. Bases 313 to 864 code for a protein of 183 amino acids. Gene Ontology annotation, molecular function: N-acetyltransferase activity. The transcript has 6 exons. The record is from RefSeq and is a predicted model, not a curated record. NCBI's taxonomy places the organism in Eukaryota, Metazoa, Chordata, Actinopteri, Salmoniformes, Salmonidae.